Molecule: messenger RNA, 2971 nt
Organism: Xiphias gladius (swordfish)
Lineage: Eukaryota; Metazoa; Chordata; Actinopteri; Istiophoriformes; Xiphiidae
Gene: ifngr1l
Product: growth differentiation factor 10b
Exons: 3
Biological process (GO): BMP signaling pathway; SMAD protein signal transduction
Cellular component (GO): extracellular region
Molecular function (GO): growth factor activity; cytokine activity
Source: RefSeq, a predicted model, not a curated record
AUGGGACUAUUUCCUUGAACAUCAGCCAUGGCGAGCCGGCUUCUUCCCUUUCACUUGCUGCAUCUGUUUCUGAUCCUGGAGUCCGGCUGGGGUAAGCUCGUGGCUGAGGAUCGCGGCGAGGCCGUGCGUCAAGGUGCCGGCGUCGCGCCGGUUGCAGACCAGCGCGUUCUGGCGCAGGAGGGCGCAACGCGGGACAUGGUCUCCAUCAGCAUGUUCAAAGUGUACGAGAAGUACAGUAAGGAGCCGCAGGGCCGGAGGGACGGAAACACCGUGAGAAGUUUUAAAGCUGUCCCGAGAGUCUCACAUGGCAAAGAAGUGUUCCAGUUCAACCUCUCCUCCAUCCAAGACUCAGAGCUCAUCCUCUUUGCAUCUUUUCACUUCCUCUACAAGCGACCCCGCCACCACCAGCGACUGUGGCGUUUCCGGAGGCCCCGCCACCCGCCCGGCGGCCUCCAGCAUCUCCAUCCUUCCUCCCCGCAGAUCCUCUUCCACGGAUCAUCCCCAAACUCAGCUUUUUCGACACCGCUGGGAAACAUAAGUCUGGCUCCUUUCAAGAAAGGCUCUUGGCAAUCGAGGGAUAUAACGGCGCUGGUGAAACACGCCAGGGAUGUCAAAGAGGUUGUGGUAACAGUGGAGUUUGAUAUGGAGUUUGGGGUGCCGCGGAUGCAGCAGAGGAGCCCUCAUGGACAAGAGCGCCUCUCUCCAGCCAACCUGCCAUACAUUCUGCUAUACGCUGACGAUCGAGCUAUAGAUGAGCCAAACAGUGUGGCCAUGUCACUCCAGCGGUAUGGGCCCUUCCCUGUAGGGGACGACGCAUCUUCCUCAGCCUCAGCCUCAAGGAUCCGGAGGGAGCUUCAUCUCCAGAUCCAAACAAAUGAUAUCCCAGAGGUCCAAUUCAACACCUUGAAGAAUCACGAACUGUGGCAGAACACAUAUUUCCCAGCUAAAGCCAAAGCAGCGGUCAAACCAGGAAGGAAGCAGGGCCAGGAGAGCGGCGAGGGCCUGAGUAAGCCACAGGUGCUGAGCUUUGAUGAGAGGACAAUGAAGAAGGCCAGGAGGAGACAGUGGAGCGAGCCCAGGGUUUGCUCCCGGAGGUACCUCAGGGUAGACUUCGCUGACAUCGGCUGGAGCGAGUGGGUUUUGGCGCCAAAGUCCUUCGAUGCCUACUACUGCGCCGGGACCUGUGGGUUCCCCAUCCCUAAAGUGGCGCGGCCUUCCAAUCACGCCACCAUCCAGAGCAUCGUCAGAGCUGUGGGAAUCGUCCCCGGUGUCCCUGAACCCUGCUGCGUUCCAGAGAAGAUGAGUCCUCUCGGCGUGCUUUUUCUCGACCCGCACAGGAAUAUGGUUCUCAAGGUUUACCCCGGCAUGUCUGUGGAUACCUGUGCCUGUCGGUAGGCCUGGAGCCAUGGGACACCACCAGAACUGCAACUGAUGGAGAUGAAUAACAGUUAGAAGGACAUAACUGUAGAUUGAGCAUACAGCAGGAGAGCACUUUUCAGAUUGAAGGACAGUUGUGGUGAGAAACACUGAAGACAACUGAGAGAGAUUGGAACUAAUGUGAUAUGACUGUCAGGGCUGUAGUUGAAUAAUUUUUUUCUGAGUUCUUGGACUUGUUUGGUGUCUACCAUGGUUUGACAUUGCCUUAACUUGUUCUUGAUUACCUAAAAACUUUCAUAGUCUUUCUUCAUUUGGUCCACUUUCAUUUAUUUUUCCCCUGCUUCAAAAAUAGCUUUAGGAAGUGCACUUAAAGAAACCUGUGUUUAUAAUUCUCUGUAUUAAUUUGCUAGAUGUUGGGUUUAGUUCAGAGCUCUUGCAGGUAUAUUUCUAUUGAUUCUUAAUAAGCUUUUUCAGUCCGCUUUUGCUCUUGUUUUACAUUUGGAAAGAUUUAUAAAGGGAUUUUUGCCUGUUUAGAUUUUGGAAAGAAAUUGCUCUGGUCUCCGUCUGGACUCUACUGGGCCUGGUUUUGGAAUCUACUCAGUCUCCAGUUGACUACAGCCCCAUGUGAGAAACCUAUACAGCCCUUUUAGACUCGUUUUCGAUGAGCUCAGUGGUAGAUGAUCUGGGUUUCAACAAUUUCUGAAACCUUCUGACAUCAGUAUUCUCCGCCGCUCGCCUCCGUUUUACAGAUUCAGGACAGAAGUAUGGACAAACUGAUGAACUGCACACUGACCCACAGACUCAGGAGCAUUUUGGACACAGAGGUUGAAUGGCAGCACGCUGACAUUCCACCAAAUUAACCAACCCUUGUUGUGUAAAUACUGCAGCUACUAAUGCAAACUGAACGGUACUUGUUUCUAAGUGAGGUGUCACUCUUAGUGACACAUUGAUUUCAUUGAACGCCUCCCAUAUAUUAGCAAGAAAUGUUAUUCAUGCAUGAGAGGUCAUAUCUUCUUUGAAAUAUAUUUCAGUAGCCAUUUGUUUAUAUCUUGUAUAUAGUGAGUGUAUUUUGUCACUGAGAGUUUACUUAACUGAAACAUUGUUGUUGCAUGUUUCUGCCACAGCGAAGAGAAAAAAAAUGGUGCGUUGCUGCCACCUGCUGUGCAUUUUGGGAAAGUUGAAGGGACUUAAUUGCGAAUCAAAAAGUUACAGUACUUCCUGUGGCUAGUCCAUAUUUCCCCUUAACACAUAAAUACUGUUUAUAAAAGAAGAAAUGUACAGUUUGUAAUAUGUACAGUAGUGAUAAAAAGAUUUCCAUAGUCACUAAAAAUGGAUAAACGUAUCCAACCCUGUAACUGUAUGGCUAAAAGUGUAUUUGAAUAGACUGAUGUGUGCUCUAACAAAUCACAGACAUAAUGUAUGCUUGGUAUGGAAAUAAACUGAACUGCACACAGAGCCAAACAUACUUAUUGGCUUUAUUAGAUUUUUUUUUUGUCUAAGUAUAGAAAGCAUAGAUGUAGAUGUUUACUUAGAUGUGUGUACAUUUGACAUAUACCUUACCAUUAUUUACUGUAUAUCAAUGUAAUAUAAAAUA